This is a messenger RNA of Penicillium subrubescens, 1989 nucleotides long. RefSeq names its product sigma-70 region 2 family protein. Lineage: Eukaryota; Fungi; Ascomycota; Eurotiomycetes; Eurotiales; Aspergillaceae. The record is from RefSeq and is a predicted model, not a curated record. The coding region runs from base 1 to 1989 and encodes 662 amino acids. The transcript has a single exon.
AUGGCCGCAUCAGACCAGGGGGCGUCCAACGCGGCAGAAGAUUCUGCCAACACGAGAUGGCAAUUCAUCGACGCUUCUGAUAAUAGUCGAAGCAACCUAACCCAGGUCAAACGCCAUGUUAUGCAAGAGUAUAUGCGCCAGAAGAAGGGGGGCUCCCGCAACAGCGAGAGUGAAGAAGAUCAGAGUCGCCCCACUACUAAGCGUGGCCGACCAAAGAAGACCCGAGCUGCAAAACGCAGAUCUACUAAAAAGACCGCCGAGAGCGAUCAAAGCUCAAGUCAGCCAAAACUAGCCACAAAGAAGACAACUACCGCCAAGGAAGAAGAUGCGCCCGCCGAUAGCGAAGAAAUCGGUCCAGAUGACAUCUCCGAGGCCAUUGACGCUUUGGUGGCAGCUGACAUUCCUGAGACGACUGUUGGUUUACCUUUUCGUACAUCGCCUGUACGAUCCCAAGAACUUCUAUUUCAAUCACAUACCUUUAUCGACAGAUCUCCUCAGAGUCAAGGUCAAAUCACAGACUUCAAUAGUCUUGCAGCAUGGUCUUCAAAACCCACUACACCUUUCGAGCUCACAAGGUCACCACGGACCAUUCUGAGCGCAGCGCGGACGGAUCCAUUCAACACUCUUCCGCUGGAGCUAGAUCUCGAAGGACAGAAGCUCUUCGACUUUUACGUGAAUGAGAUGCCUGCUUGUUCCUAUGGGUCUCAUUUUAGAUCGGCCAAGGCCCACAACUGGUACAUUCAAGUCUUCGUCCCAGAGGCAAUGAAAGGGCCCGUGGCGUUUCAAAAUACCAUUCUAGUCCACGCUGCAAAUACCUGGGCCUGGGUCCGUAAUGAGACUGAGACCUCGAAUACGCUCAUACACCGAGACCGGGCGAUCACAAUGCUCCGUGAACAUCUACAUAAUAACCCCAGGGACAAUUCAGACGUCGCUAUCAUCUCCUGUUUGAGUGCUGCCGCGCUUGAAGAUUUCGAUCCCCGUCCCGGUCACAAGGAGAUUAGCUGGGUCCAUAUGCGUGCAGCUCGCGAGAUGAUUCGAUCGCGAGGAGGAUCGAUCGCCUUUGCAAAUACUCGGCUGGGGAUGUUGAUCAAUUGGCAAGAUUAUAUCCUCUCCGGGUAUGAAACACAUGGACCGAGUUUUUUCUUCGAGCAACAACCACCUCCAUCAACUUCCUUAUCUCAACCUCCCCACUCAUCAUUUCAACCCUCUCAACACCCGCAUUGCAUGCCUUCACCUCCAGAAUCUACACCCUCCGCAUGCUCGGACACGGCGCCCGGAGAACCUGCUCCAGCCAUCGCGCCUACCUCCAUCCACACAAGCUCUCCAAUUGAUGAAAUCCGACUCCAAUGCGAAGAAUUCCUCGACUUCCUCCGACGCUGCGAGCAACUCGCCCUUUACCAGAAAACAAACCCAGAAACUUGUGAUGUUUCGCGGCAUACAGCAGUCCAACAAACAUCUCUUCUAUACCAGAUCCUAGCCGCCCCUCCUGGUGCUCGAUUCACUGGCUCCGGAGACCGCAAACAAAUGGUUGCCCGCCUAUCUGCGCUGAUGAUGCUCAAUGCUGCCCUGUGGGAUUAUCGAUACUCACCCAUUCACACUGGUACAUUCCUCAAAACACUAGAACAGGCACUGGUCGACAGCGAAGUUAGUAUGAGCGGCUCAGUCGAGGCAAUUCUUCAGAUCCUUCUCGAAUGCAAAGAUGGCCAUACGGACACUUGGCCUGCAGUUCCAACAGAGCAGCUUCCAGAUUUCACCCAAUACUCUUCCACGGCGACGUCUCCAUUUGCCCGUCCCUGGUUUGUCGGCCGUAUGCUGAAGAUCGCGAAACGAUUGAGCGCCGACUCAUGGUAUCAUGUGAAUGAUUUUCUUUUCUCAUGUCUUACCCUGCAAGUACAUGAAUCAUCCGUGUACCGUUGGGAGGCUGAUUUGCGGCGAGAGAUCCUCGAUGCCCCAUUGACAAGCUAUAUCAUGCCUUCAUUGCCAAGUUGA